UUACACACUCGCUUUACACCCCUAAAUAUAUGUCACAACUCUACACCUAUUAUUCGCAAAUACAAACACACAGAAAGAGAUCCUCAGCCACAUUUGGUGGGAAACCUUUGAAAUCAUUGAUGCUGACUAAUUGGAGAGAAAGGAAUGGACAGAAUGAUUGAAAAGAUCACUGGCUUCAUGGCUCCUGGUCUGUAAAACAUUCCUUUUGCAGAGGAGGGAUUCACUCUUUCAUGGAAGGAUAACUGAAGCUAAUCUUCUGCUUAUUAUAUCCGUGACCUGUUGCUUGAGUGACAUUGACAUUGAGAUGUUCCACAAGAGACUUGCAUCUUGAGGAACAAGGAACUGGUUAUAAAAUAUCACUUUAACAUUUCUUUUUUUUUUUUUGUCUCCUUUUCUUUUUUUCGUGGUUUGGACACUGAGAAAGCUGUGGGAAGUACAACUUGCAAAUUGUUUUGCAAGCCCAUUAAGAUAAAGUAUUAUCUCCACUGUUGUUUAUUUACACUCACUGUUUGGAGGAGAGAAUAUUUAAGUCAUGAGUACAGCCAGAAUGGAAAAUCCAGUGAUUCUGGGACUGUCGAAUCAAAAUGGCCAAAUGCGAGGCUCUGUGAAGCCAGCAGGUGGUCCUGGAGGAGGUGGAGGGGGGUCCCAAACAACGCUGCCAGCCCAGGUCAAACCCUCCAGCACAGUCAACAACGGCGACUCCCAGCCUGCACCCACAGCCAACACUAUCAUCAAGCCUGGGGAUGACUGGAAGAAGAAUCUAAAGCUUCCUCCAAAGGAUUUGCGCAUGAGAACUUCAGAUGUGACGGCAACCAAGGGAAACGAGUUUGAGGAUUAUUGCCUGAAACGGGAGCUGCUUAUGGGCAUCUUUGAAAUGGGCUGGGAGAAACCGUCACCCAUACAGGAGGAGAGCAUUCCCAUUGCGUUGUCUGGGAGGGACAUUCUGGCCAGAGCCAAGAACGGCACAGGAAAAAGUGGCGCCUACCUCAUUCCCUUACUUGAACGCAUUGACCUGAAGAAAGAUAGCAUACAAGCGGUGGUUGUUGUGCCCACUAGAGAACUGGCUCUACAGGUGAGCCAGAUAUGUAUUCAGGUCAGCAAACACAUGGGCGGGGUCAAGGUCAUGGCAACAACAGGUGGAACCAACCUUCGUGAUGACAUCAUGAGACUUGAUGAAACAGUGCAUGUUGUCAUUGCCACUCCAGGAAGAAUCUUAGACCUCAUCAAAAAGGGAGUGGCCAAAGUCAAUCAAGUUCAGAUGAUCGUGUUGGAUGAGGCAGAUAAGCUCCUGUCACAGGACUUUGUACAGAUGAUGGAGGAGCUUCUGAACUGUUUGGCCAAACAAAGGCAAAUUUUGCUGUAUUCUGCCACCUUCCCACUGAGUGUGCAGAAGUUCAUGAACACCCAUCUGCAGAAGCCCUAUGAGAUAAACCUGAUGGAUGAGCUGACCCUGAAGGGGGUUACUCAGUAUUACGCCUAUGUAACCGAAAGGCAGAAAGUCCAUUGCCUUAAUACUCUGUUCUCCAGGCUCCAGAUCAAUCAGUCUAUAAUCUUCUGCAAUUCAUCACAGCGAGUGGAGCUCCUGGCAAAGAAGAUCUCUCAGCUUGGAUACUCCUGUUUCUACAUUCACGCCAAGAUGAGACAGGAACACAGAAACCGUGUGUUCCACGAUUUCAGAAAUGGCUUAUGUCGAAAUCUCGUCUGCACUGAUCUCUUCACAAGAGGAAUUGAUAUACAAGCUGUGAAUGUGGUGAUCAACUUUGAUUUCCCCAAACUUGGGGAGACGUACCUCCAUCGUAUUGGCAGAUCUGGCCGAUUUGGACACUUGGGUCUCGCCAUUAACUUGAUCACUUACGAUGACCGCUUCAACCUGAAAGGUAUUGAAGAACAGCUGGGUACCGAAAUCAAGCCCAUUCCCAGCAGUAUUGAUAAGAGUCUAUAUGUGGCCGAGUAUCACAGUGAAAGUGGAGAGGAGGUUAAACUGUGAGCAGGAGAGAUCACCAGUCCUUUGUCCCCUAUCCCCACCUUUUUUUCCCUUCCCUACCGUGUCUAGGGAAUAGGGGAUAUUUUUUAGUUUGUUUAAACUAUAUAUCUUCUGUCUGUCUUCCUUUUCCCACACUUUUUUUUUUUUCU
Sinocyclocheilus grahami is the source of this 2133-nucleotide messenger RNA. Its product is annotated as probable ATP-dependent RNA helicase ddx6. Gene Ontology annotation, molecular function: ATP binding; RNA helicase activity; nucleic acid binding. Lineage: Eukaryota; Metazoa; Chordata; Actinopteri; Cypriniformes; Cyprinidae. Bases 533 to 1987 code for a protein of 484 amino acids. The transcript has 14 exons. The record is from RefSeq and is a predicted model, not a curated record.